This is a messenger RNA of Betta splendens (Siamese fighting fish), 3678 nucleotides long. RefSeq lists its product as uncharacterized. The transcript has 3 exons. The record is from RefSeq and is a predicted model, not a curated record. The coding region runs from base 1 to 3678 and encodes 1225 amino acids. NCBI's taxonomy places the organism in Eukaryota, Metazoa, Chordata, Actinopteri, Anabantiformes, Osphronemidae.
AUGUUUGUUCAGGAGACACACAGUGACAGCAGCAAUGAGGUGGACUGGACCAGGGAGUGGCCUGGGCAGGUGGUGCUGAGUCACGGCAGCAGCACCAGUGCUGGUGUGGGCAUCUUAUUCUCUCAAUCCUGUCCUCCAGUGUCCCUCACUGUGUCUGAAAUCGUCCCUGGCAGACUGUUGGUGGUGCGGGCCAUGUUUUCUAACAGCACUUUGGUUUUAGUGAAUAUUUAUGCUCCCACUAUAGGCGCAGAGAGACUCCUGCUGCUGAAUAAAGUAAAUGCUGUUUUAAUGGAUUUUAACUCUGAGGAUUUUCUGGUUUUAGGCGGUGAUUUUAACUGCACUGAAAACGCUAAUCUGGAUAGAAACCACAUGGAGCCACAUUCUCCAUCGAAGCAGCUUUUAAGCCGAGUCCUAAAGACCCACGAGCUGGUGGAUGUAUGGAAGAGUCUUCAUGGGCAGGACAGACAGACCAGACAGUCUGAUUUUGAAAAUCUGAGACAGUGGUGGGAUUGUGGAAAAGUUGAGAUAAAACAGUUUUGUUUACAGUAUACUCUCAAUAUCACAAGGGACAUUACCAGGUCAAUGAAGGAUAUAGGGAAGGAUAUUGUGGAAUUACAAAACAUGGUGGAGUCCACAGGAAGCAAGAGGCACAUCGAAGUCCUCAAAUCCAAAAAGGCAACUCUUGACAACCUAUUGGGCACCAGAGCACAGGGGGCGCUGGUCCGAUCUAGGUUUCAGAGCGUGACUGAUAUGGAUGCCCCUUCCAGAUUUUUUUUUAGCCUGGAGAAACGUAAUGGUCAAAAUAAGUCAAUCCACAGCCUGCGAUCCGCUGCUGGAGUCAUUCUGGAAGAGCCUGGUGACAUCAGGAGGAGGGCGGUGGAGUUCUACAGGGAUCUUUUCCAGAGUGAGUACACUGAGGAUGAGGAGGGCAUAGACUUCUUCUGUGGGGCUCUUCCCCAAGUGUCUGAGGAGACCAACGAUGUCCUGGACAUGGACAUUUCUCUGCAAGAGCUGUCUACAGCCUUGCAGGGCAUUAAGGGAGGGAGAGCUCCAGGGCUGGAUGGCCUCACCGUGGAAUUUUAUAAGACAUUCUGGUGUGACCUCGGAGCAGACUUCCUCUCUGUAGUUCAUGAGAGUCUGGCAGGGAACCUCCUGCCUCUCAGCUGCAGACGGGCCGUCCUGACGUUGCUGCCCAAGAAGGGUGACCUUCAGGAUAUCAGGAACUGGUGUCCUGUUUCACUGCUGUGUACCGACUACAAAAUCCUGUCCAAGACUCUGGCUAACAGGUUGCGGGAGGUGAUGGACCAGAUCGUCCAUCAGGACCAGACGUACUGUGUGCCUGGUAGGCUAAUCACUGAUAACAUCAUAUUAAUUCGGGAUAUUCUGGAUCUCUCUGGUUCAUCGGGCAUAGACUUGGGCUUGAUUUCACUUGACCAAAACAAAGCUUUUGACCGAGUUGAACACCCAUUCCUUUGGAAAACUCUAGAGAAGUUUGGACUCAGCUCUGGACUUAUUGCUAUGAUCAGGGUUUUGUACCAAGGUAUUGAGAGUGCACUGAAGAUCAAUGAUGGGCUGAGUGCUCCUUUUAAAGUGGGCCGAGGCAUCAGACAGGGCUGCUCCCUCUCAGGGAUGCUGUACGCCCUCUCUAUUGAGCCUCUUUUAUGUAAAAUCCGGUCCUCCGUUGAUGGUUUGUUUUUACCUGACUGCACAUUACGCCUUGUUUUAUCGGCCUAUGCAGAUGACGUUGUUGUUCUUGUCAGAACACAACAUGACAUACAGAUGUUAGAAAAAACUGUUAAACGUUUUAAUGAAGUAUCCUCUGCCAAGGUGAACUGGAACAAGAGUGAGGCCCUAGCAGUUGGAAGCUGGAAAAACGGUCGUCCCAGACUCCCGGGGGGCCUCAUUUGGAAGACAGGGGGUUUUAAAUACUUGGGUGUUCAUCUUGGCAGUGAAGAACAUGUUAGAAAGAACUGGGAUGGUGUUGUAGAAAAGGUGGAAGGGAGGCUUCAGAAGUGGGGAUGGUUGGUGCCACAGAUGUCAUACAGAGGGAGAACUCUCAUUGUCAACAACUUAGUGGCCAGUGGACUCUGGCAUCGCCUGGCCUGUGUAGAGCCUCCUCCUGACCUCCUGAAACUGCUCCAGUCUAAGAUUGUGGAUUUCUUCUGGGACCGGCUUCACUGGCUGCCCCAGUGUGUCUUGCACCUGCCUAAGGAUCAGGGGGGCCAGGGGUUAGUUCACCUGUCUAGCAGGGUGGCAGCCUUCAGGAUACAGUUUGCCCAGAGGUUCCUGUGUGGCCCAGCUGACCUAGUAUGGAGACCUGUGGCUUCUGCCAUUCUUAAAAGGACUGAUGACCUUAACCUGGACACGGCCCUGUUUUUAAUGGACUAUAGUGUUUUUAAUACUACAGCUUUGCCUGCUUUUUAUCAGAGUGUUUUUAGGUCCUGGGGACUCUUUCAGUGGAGGAGGCUGGAGCCUUCAGCCUCACUUCACUGGCUGCUGGUGGAGCCACUGAUUCACAAGGCGCGUUUGGAGGUUCAAGACAGCGGAAUUCCUGGAAUAACACAUGCUCUUCGUGUUUCUGGGAUGACAACGCUGCGUCACCUUGUGGAUGUAGCUGGCUCUGAUUUGCGGGACGUACAGGCUGUGGCCUCUGCCUUGGGUUUCAGAUCGACUUGCGUUGUUGGGAAGUUCCUGGAACUGCUGCUAAAGAAAUUGACUGCUGAUGAGUGUGAGAUGCUGCAGGACUACUAUGGCGGUGCUGAGAGCCCGGAUGAGGGGGAUCCUUUUCCUGAGCUUGGUUUUAGCUUGGCUUUUAGGGGAUCCGACAAUGUUUAUGAUCUACACACUCUAACUGGCAAAACAAUGUACAACUCCUGCGUUAAAGUACUAAAUAGGAAACAGCUCAGCGACCGAGUGGACACAGUUUGGAGGAGGAGACUGCCAGCGUCCACCGCGACUCAGCCAGUGUGGAGAGUCCUCUACAAGCCACCACUGAACAAAAGGACUGGGGACCUGCAGUGGAGGAUUCUACAUGGAGCCAUCGCCGUGAACUCCUUCACUGGGAAGAUCAACCCAAGGGGUCCUCGCAACUGCGUGCACUGUGGUGAAACAGAGACUGUCUUCCACUGUUUUAUGGACUGUACACGACUGGCUGAGCUUUUUAACUUACUAUCUGGUGUUUUUAAUGCAUUUAAUGAACUGUGGAGUGUUGAUAGACUCAUCCUCGGUGCUGGCUACAGCGGAACAAAUGCAGAGAAGUGGCAAUUGUUAAACUUCCUGUCUGGUCAAGCCAAGCUGGCCAUUUACAAAACCAGGCAGGUGAAGGACCAUGUGGUGGUCCCUGUGUUCUGUGCAUUGGUCAGGGCCAGAGUGUGGGUGGAUUUCAAAUUUUGCAAGCUCACCAGAUCCAUGGACACUCCAACAUAUGGACAUGGCAGGGCUCAAACCGCCAACCUUGGAUUUAGAGGACAACCUCCCUACCACCUGCACCAGUGGCAGACUGACAGGUGGUUGCAGCAGCAGGGAGUCCCAGUGCCUCCCUUAAACCAGGAGUCAAAUCAUUACAAUUUCCAGACAGACCUCACUCCUGUAGCGGUUGUGACUGUGCCAACAAGACUUGCCAACCUCGACACUAACAAAAGUGUAAAACUGGCAGAGGAAGAGGAUGGCCAGGCCUAA